GUUAAAGCUAAAGUGUUUGAGCAUGUGUAACAGACAUGCCUGGGCUUGUGUUUUGAAAAGCAUCUCUGGAAUUUUUCCCAUCUCCUUCUCCUCCCCUUUCUGCUUCAGUCUGUAUCUCAAAGAAAUAAAUGUAUUAGCUAGCAGACAGAUUUGAGGGGACUGACAUGCAGUCAGACAGAAGAGGGACAGACAGAGGGAGGAAUAGAAACAGCUGUGAUUGUCAUGUGUUCCAAUUUCAAGUGGACAUCCAGUAGUUGAAUCAGUCUCCAAGUGGAUAGUUCAGAGUCGUGUAGAUGUAAACUCACAGUUUUCCUCCUGAGAUAUAUCUCUUCUAGCAACACAACGAACAGACCACAUAUUGCAGUGCUUCCUGUUUCAUUGAAGCUGAACAGGGAAUAUUCUAGACCAGUUGUAAGCUCAUUGACUUUCAUGACAUAGGCUAGCCUGAACUUAAUAGGGGCACUGGUUUUUAAAUGACAUUACCACAGGUGAUACUAAGACGUGUAAGGCCUGUACAUCCUUACAUGUUUAUCAGGCUGCUUCAGCGCCUCACCAACUGAACUUUGAUGUUUGAUGUUCUGUUCAUGUUUGCUAACGGUGACGCCUUUUGAAUCCGGAAACUUCCCAGUUUGUUAUGAACAUAAAUCAAUGUUUUGACUUUAAAUGAACAUCUCAAGGAUGAAGACAAACAGUCUUGACCCCUAAGCUGGCUGUGGCCAUGGAGUGAUUGUGAAGUUCCUACUCGGGCCCACCUGUCGUGUAACCAAUGGCAACUUCAGUCCAGACCCUUCCUCUGACCCGCGACCCCAAAAGGAGAUUGCUUGACACCUACUGCGAAGCGACACUGCCCACCUCCCUACUGGCCCGGUACAGUAUGGGUAGUGUAGGCAGCCUGGUGGAGCGCCCAGCCGGGUCCACUGGUAAAGGCAGCCAGGCUGUUCCCCAAGUGGGACCUAGGCAAACCAACGGAGUAUUAAAGAAAAGCUUCAACCAGAGAGAGCUGCUAAACUACCUCAACAUCACCAGGAAGGAGCCCAGAGCCGGCAGUGGCUCUGGCAGCAGCAGGAAGGACAUGUUCUCCAGCAUGCAGUCAAUUAAAAGGGAGCAAGAGGAGGAGAACAUCCACACCAAAGUCUACCAUAAAGACGGAACGGAAGUCAACAUUUCAAAAAACAUAAUGGGGGGGAAAUACGAGAAGUCUCACGUCAGGCCCUCUGCCUUUAAGCCUGUCACCCCUAAGAACUUCAGCUCCAUGCAGAAUCUCUACCCAUCCAAGAUGGAGGACUCAGAGCCUGGCCUUUCCAACGGGCUCCACCGAGCCUACGCACACACCCCUAAAGCCGUCUCCACCUCUUCCUCCUCGCCCUCGCCCUCCCGCCACGAAGGCCCCACAUCAAGCAGAACCAAGGCGGUGGUGUCGAUGCGCGGUCUAAGUCAGGACGAAGAUAACCUGUCGGACUCUGGUCAUCACUCUAUGAACAGUCUUCCUCCUUACAGACCUCCCUUCAGACCACAUCUGGCUCAAAUCAGUGCCUCCAUGGGCCACAUCAAUGCCAUUGGCUCUCUGGAUCGAGCGUCAAAGGUCGUCAGGCCAUCGGGGGUCGCCAUGGGGGACAUGGCCACGUCUUGUCGUAGCAUGGCAACUCUCAGCCGCCUGGUGCCUUACGGAGGAGAGGCUCCGCCCCCUUACGAACAGUCGUUGUCGCUCUCUGUAGAGGAGGUGGUGCGUGAUCUGGAGGAGAGGCUGGUCGAGAAGGAACAUGAGCUGAAACAGGUGAGGAGAAACCUGGACGAGAGUGAAGGAGCCAUCGCGCAGGUGUUUGAAGGUAAACAGCGUCUAUGGGAGAAGGAAGUGGAGGAGCUGAAACACCUGUAUGCCGCCAAGCUGCGGCAGGUUUCCCAGCAUGCUCAGCGUUCCCAGCGUGCAAUGCAGUUGCAGCUGAACAAAGCCCAACAGGAGAAGAACAGGCUGCAGGAGAAACUUGACGCUGUGAGGAAGGAGAAUGAGGGAGAGGAACCAGCCCUGAAGGGAACCAGCCCCACCCUGGAGGAAACACAGUGGCAGGUGUGUCAGAAGUCAGGUGAGAUCUCAUUGCUGAAGCAGCAGCUUCGGGAUUCCCAGGCCGAGGUGACCAGCAAGCUGUCAGAGCUGUUCCAACUGAAGACCCAACUCCGAGAGUGCAGAGCAGAACUGCGAAACCGUGAGGAACAGAUAAACACGCUGAAGACGGCCCUGCAGGGGUUGCAACCACGGCGACAGGGGAAAGAUGAUGCAGAGGAUUGUGGGACAUUGGGUUCUCGGGGAUCAGGAGGAGCCCCAGGGUCCACGGAAGAGCGUCUGCGAGCAGAGCUGUUGCUGGAGCGUCGUCAGAGCGAGGCCCAGGCCACAGCCUUCGAGGAGGAGAGACAGACGUGGCAGACUGAAAAGGAGAAGGUUAUCCGCUAUCAGAGGGAACUGCAGGCCAACUACCUGGACAUGUUCCACCGCAACGAACUACUGGACAGGGAACUACAGCACCUCAGAGGAGCAGGAGGAACGCUGGACAGGGAACUACAGCACCUCAGAGGAGCAGGAGGAACGCUGGACAGGGAACUACAGCACCUCAGAGGAGCAGGAGGAACGCUGGACAGGGAACUAGAGCAGUUCGGAGGAGCAGGAGGAACGCUGGACAGGGAACUACAGCACCUCGGAGGAGCAGGAGGAACGCUGGACAGGGAACUACAGCACCUCAGAGGAGCAGGAGGAACGCUGGACAGGGAACUACAGCACCUCAGAGGAGCAGGAGGAACGCUGGACAGGGAACUACAGCACCUCAGAGGAGCAGGAAGAACGCUGGACAGGGAACUAGAGCAGUUCGGAGGAGCAGGAGGAACGCUGGACAGGGAACUACAGCAGUUCGGAGGAGCAGGAGGAACACUGGACAGGGAACUACAGCAUUUCGGAGGAGCAGGAGGAACGCUGGACAGGGAAAUACAGCACCUCAGAGGAGCAGGAGGAAUGCUGGACAGGGAACUACAGCAGUUCGGAGGAGCAGGAGGAACGCUGGAAAGGGAACUGAGGGUAGGAAAAGGAGAAAGAGGAGGACAAGAGAUGGAGGACUACAGUAACAAGUCACUGAAGAGGGAAGGGCAGGAGGUGAAGCGAGGAGGGAGUGGAAGAGGAGAGGGAGAGCGAGGAGACCAGGACAGUAAACCUCCCUCUGUUCUUCCAUGGAUAGAGAGGAUAGAGUCAUCUGAGAUCUGACUGAGGAGACACUAGUAGAGAAGACACAGGAGGGUCCCAUUACAAACCAAAUCCUAUUCCUAAAAUAACUCUGCUCUCCUAUACACAUACACCCGUUUGAACGAGACUGAACAGUGUGCGAUGUUACCAGCAGUACAACGGUACACUCUCAGAGAAAGUCAUUUCCACUUCCUUCUUCCUGUUUUAGUUCACCAAUCAGUGACAGUGCCUAGAGUCGAGAACACUGUACAUUCCAUGAAGCAUGACGCUGACCAAUCAAAUUUUUGAGGACUACUCGUAUGUACCAAUACUAAUAACCUAUUUGUAAAUUGAAAACACUUUGUUCUUUGUGUAUAUAAUCAAACCAGUUCUUUUGUGUGGGUUUGCCAGUUGAACCUCAAAGACUUGGGCAACGUCAGGGUACUCAAAAGUAGGGCACUGUCAACCCUACUCUUACUGUACCUUAGUAUUUGAUGUGUCCAAAGCAUCUAGAGGGAUUUGGGGUUCUACCCAGUACACUGGUUGUUGCUGGAGCUUUCAGGCAUCUUUUAAAAUAUCUGUGGUGCAUGCAGUAGGACGUUCAGUGUCCUCUUCAGCCAGGGAGCUUCCAGGGUACUGGGCUCAGACGGGAUAGGGUGUACCACUGAUUUAAGUAGGAUUACUAGACCAUCCGAGGCUACAACAUUGAUGCUAUUAAGAUCAUUAACGGGGAAUUUUAGUGUUGAUUCUAUCUGUGGAGCUGCUGUACUGGAGAAUGCAUUCAAUUGAGGCAUGUAUAUAAUGACAAACAGUGGUAGGGCUUGAAAUGGAGCCAUUAGGUUGCAUUUAUACAAAGAACAUUCUGGUUCUUUUGACCAAUUAGAUGCCAAUUUCUAGUAAAACACAUCAGAAUUGUGCUCCCUGCCCAAACACCGCCUCGUUGAUGACAAUGUUUGGGUAAAAGCACCCGUCAAAGAGGAAAUCCUUUAUGGUGAAACUGCCAAGUUCGCUUGGGAUAUUACAAGUUACUGAAAACAAACGGAACGCUGUUUUUGCCUCUGAUAUUAUUGCACACACAGCAGUUUUAUUUUUCCUUAAACAAAAAUUAUACCAAGCCGCUUUGUGCAACUUAUUUUUGAACAUGGAACUAAAUCAUUCACAGAGACCUGGGGCAGACUGUGGUGCUGUUUCCCUUAACACAUAUUCCAUCUUUAACUACACAGUACUUAGAAGAUUACUGUAUGGAGGAUGUUUUAUGGAAAGAAAAGUUUUCUGAAGAUAUAUUUAUUUUUUUGAUUGAAUUUUUUUCUCUUCCAAUAUCAGUAUCCAAUAUUAUAAUCUGUAUAUAGUUGUUAUUUGGAGAUAUUAUUGUAGUUCAUAAGCAUGUACUGUCUGAGUAAAGUAAACUUUGAAUGAAUGGCCAACAAAAUCUUAAUUAUCUGGUCAUUUCCCUGCAUCAGAUUAUACUGAAAAUACAAAGUCCUUCCUGGCCAGCCUGUAUCAUUAAGACAAGUUCUGCACUAUACUCAUACCACUGGAAUGAAAUGUAUAUACAUAUUAUAUACCAUUAUGUUGGUUCUGAAUUUGUAUAAUAAAUAUUUACAAGUACUGUA
This is a messenger RNA of Esox lucius (northern pike), 4815 nucleotides long. RefSeq names its product NEDD4 binding protein 3 (gene n4bp3). Gene Ontology annotation, cellular component: cytoplasmic vesicle. Bases 767 to 3244 code for a protein of 825 amino acids. The record is from RefSeq and is a predicted model, not a curated record. The transcript has 10 exons. Lineage: Eukaryota; Metazoa; Chordata; Actinopteri; Esociformes; Esocidae.